Messenger RNA from Closterium sp. NIES-67, 487 nucleotides. Lineage: Eukaryota; Viridiplantae; Streptophyta; Zygnematophyceae; Desmidiales; Closteriaceae. The record is from the annotation of a GenBank genome assembly.
CUCCAGUACAUGCGUGGAGAACCUUCAGUGAACGUGGAUGGCGACAUGUCACUCCGGGGGACGAGUGGCGACAACAGCGGCCUUGUUCAGGAGCAAGAGGAGGAGGAAGGAGAGGAGGGGGAGGAGGAGGGGGAGGAGGAGGGGGAGGAGGAGGGGGAGGAGGAGGGGGAGGAGGGGGAGGAGGAGGGGGAGGAGGAGGGGGAGAAGGAGGGGGAGGAGGAGGAGGAGGAGGAGGAGGAGGAGGAGGAGGAGGAGGAGGAGGAGGAGGAGGAGGAGGAGGAGGAGGAGGAGGAGGAGGAGGAGGAGGAGGAGGAGGAGGAGGAAGAGGAGGAGGAGGAGUUGGAGCAACCAAUGGAGCAUGACCCAUACCCUGAGACGGUGGACUGCCGUGGAGCAACCGCAGAGGCAGACGAGCUGGUAGAGCCCGAGAGCACAGCGAAGCACACCUGGGGCAGUAUUUGAAGCAGAAUAAAAACAUUUCGUUUUG